GCCACCAUUAAAGUCACCACGGGUAUGAGACAGUUGAGGAAGAUUAGAGCCAAUCAUCACCAUGCCCUACACACGUGACUAUCACUUGGGAGCACAGCCAACACGUCAUGAUAGCUCUGUUAUCUAACACAAUCAUCUGCGCAGCCUGACUGCGAUAGCUCAUCAAUGCGCUAUGCUGCGAGCUACCUCUCUCUGUCACAGGUCCACCAGAGCCUGAGCCUGGCUUUCCUGAGCCUCCCUCCGGCUCUUUCAGUAUUGAUGGAGAGUCAGGAUACAUUGAAACACUAGGAGAGUUUGACCGUGAGGCAUUUGAAGGCCCAUAUGUGCUGGAGAUAGUAGCCACUGACAGUGGAGCAGGAUCUCUGAAGGGAACAGCAGUGGUUACUGUGUACCUCAAUGACAUCAACGAUGAAGACCCAGUAUUCCAGCCCACCACCUACUCCAAGACAUUGGCGGAAGAGCUCCCAGCCGGUCAGAGUGUUGUAACAGUAACAGCCACCGAUCGUGAUUCAGGUAGCAACAGUAUGCUGAGCUACAGCAUUUCUUCCAUUGUGGCUCUAAGCGAAACCGAGGACCAGUCACUAGUUGCAUCACAUUUCAUGGUCAACUCCUCAACUGGAGUAGUACAGACUGCCACUAGUUUGGACUAUGAAUUUGUUCAGAAGUAUGAAAUUACAGUGACUGCCACUGACGGUGGAAUCGAUGAAAGAUUGAGUUCAGCUACUGUUACUGUGACAGUGUCCGAUGCAAAUGAACACACUCCCCAGUUCUCCAGCAAUGACUACACUCUCCUUCUCCCUGAAAACACUCUGAGGAACAGCCGGUUCUCUCUGUUGGAGGUGACAGACAUGGACAGUGGGGACAAUGGAAUGCUCUCCUUCUCUGCCGAUAUCUCAGCUCCACUACAAGUAGACAGCGAGACAGGAGAAGUUGUAUUGGUUCAGUCUCUCGACUACGAGGCAGACACCAGCUACAUGUUCACUGUCAAUGUAACUGAUAAUGGAGAAUUCCCUAACACAAACUCCACUAGGGUCUUAGUUCUCGUGGAGGAUGUGAAUGACAACAGUCCAGUCUUCCAGAACACUAGCUACUCCACCACUAUCCCAGAGGCCAACACCACCUCACCCUAUGACAUCCUCACAGUUAACGCCACUGACAGAGACUCCAACGCGUUAGGGAGUGUCAGAUACAGCUUGUUGUCUGGAGCCAGCCCCCUCUUCUAUAUUGACAGAGGAACAGGACAACUUCUGGUUGUGGAGAAUGUCGAUUUUGAGUCACUUAACCCAGUCCAAGGAGCCAGCGAGGUCCAGCUCCAGCUGACGGUUGAAGCCAGGGAUGGUGGAGGCCUCGCCUCUACUGCUUUCAUCACUGUGACUGUGACUGACGAGAAUGACAACUCCCCGGUGUUCAUUAAUGCUCCAUACACUGCUAGUGUUAGAGAAAACACAGCUCCCGGGCUGGAGGUGACCGCGGUGAGGGCAAGUGACAGGGACAGUAAUGAAAACGGAGUCGUGAGGUAUUCUAUUGACAACAAUGAAAACUUCUCCAUUGAUGAGAUCACUGGAGUCAUUACCACGGGAACUGUGGGUCAAUCCAGUUCUUCUAUGCUCUAUGACCAUGAGUCUGAUACAAAGGUGUACAGUCUGACAGUCUAUGCAACAGACAACGGCACAGAUGCAAGAGUCUCAGAAACUUUAGUCACAGUGACAAUAUUGGACACCAAUGACAACAGUCCAGUGAUAGAGUCAGUAGAUGGGCAGAUUGUGGCAGUCCCUGAGGAUGCUGGUAGAGGCACACUAGUAGGGGCUGUCAUCAAUGUUAGAGAUGAUGACGAUGAAGAGAAUGGACAGGUGAACUUCACUCUGUCCAAUGAUGGAGGUCUGUUUGAAGUGAGUCCAUCUGGUGAAGUCACUCUUGCAGGAGAACUGGACAGAGAGACCCAGGCAGAAUACAACAUCACCGUCACUGUCACUGAUAGAGGCCAGCCACAAAGAACAGCUCUGACGUAUAUCUUGGUCAGUGUGGAAGAUGUAAAUGACAAUGCCCCAAUCUUCAGUCAGGAAAUCUGCACAGCAGCCAUUUCAGAGAGGGAAGGUGGAAACGCACUUGUCGCCCAACUCAGAGUUGAAGACAGAGAUUCAGUGAACAAUGGAGCAGAGCAACUCUCAUUCAACAUUGUAAAUGACCAGCCAAUGUUCAUUGUUGAGGGGAUGGAGGAUGGAGGCUCAUGGCUGGUGAAAGUAAAGACUGCAACGGGAAGUGAGUUUGACUAUGAGACUGGGCCUCGUUCGUACCUCCUUGUGAUCGAGGCCAGAAACAUGCGCUCUCCUUUCCUGGCUGCCACUACAAACUUCACUAUCAUUCUUUUUGACAUCAAUGAUGAGCUUCCAGAGUUUUCCACUUCCCCAUACACCUUCUCUGUGCCAGAGAAUUUCCCUGGUGGUGGGACAGUGGGUUCCAUACUGGCCACUGACCCCGAAGAAGGAAUGGUGUCUUAUGAAUUUGCGGAUGGCACACCAGACAGCACCAAAAACACUUUUUCCCUUCACACCAAUACGGGAGUACUGACUCUCAAAAUUCCCAUCAACAGUUCAAUAGAGUUUUCAGUUGUGGCAAGAGAUGGAGGAAAUCCAUUCCAGAUUUCUACUGCCAGUGUCAGGGUAACUAUCGAGGAUAUUGAUGAGCUUGCACCAACGUUCACUCGAGCCUUAUACAGCGAAACCGUGUUUGAGAAUAGGGAUCCAGCAGAAGUUAUUACUGUCAGAGGUACCAGCACUGACUCCAGUGCCAUCACCUUCAGCAUUGUGGCUGGUGACACUCCUGACUUCUCCCUUGACUCCAACACUGGAGUCCUUAGUACAACACGUUCUCUUGACAGGGAGGCCAUUCCUCUAUAUAUCUUCACUGUACGGGCUGAAGAUGGUAUGGGCAGAGCCAGUUACACUCAGGUGAUUGUCACAGUGGACGAUGAGAACGAUGUCACCCCAACAUUUCCACUGUACUCUUACACAUACUGCAUUAAAGAGUCGUCAGCAAUCUCCACUACCCUAGAGCCAUAUGCUAGAGCAACCGACGCUGAUGUUGGCAGCAAUGGAAUCAUUGAGUACUUCCUUCAGUCAUCCUCUACUCACCCAUUCCGAGUAGACCAAUCUUCUGGAGUGGUUUCUCUGGAUGGAGAAUUGGACAGAGAGACCAAACCAUCAUACACCCUCAUUCUAGAGGCAGUAGACCAAGGUCCUCCCAGCAAAACUGGCACCACUGAGCUCAGGAUAAAAGUGGAUGAUGUUGACGAUGAACGUCCAAUCUUUGAUCAAACUUCGUAUUCUGCCACUAUCCUUGAGAACUCUCCUGAGGGGGUGUCUGUUGCUGUUAUAAGCGCCAACGACCAAGACACCAAUUCUCUCAAUUACUAUAUCACUGACGGAGACCCACUUGGGCAGUUCUACAUGGACCCUCUCUCAGGCCUCAUAACAACAACUGCUGUCUCUCUGGACAGAGAAACCGAGGAUGAGUACAGACUCAAGGUUUCUGUCACUGAUGGCUCCAGAAUGGACGAGGGCGAGGUAGUGGUUGUCAUUGGCGACCUCAAUGACAAUAGUCCUUUAUUCACUCAAGAAACAUAUAUCGUCACUCAUGAUGAAAGCAACAGCAAUGAUUUGGUUGUCACCAAAUUAACUGCAAAUGACGAUGACGAGGGGAGCAACGGGAGAGUAGAAUAUCGUAUCACUGGCGGCAACCGUAAUACCAUCUUCUACAUGGACUCCUCAGGGCAGGUGGUGGCAAGGGCAGGGAAACUUGACUACGAGACAGAUCCAAUGCACACUCUGACCAUCGAAGCCAUUGACCAGGCCUCUCCAGAAAGCAUGCAGAGGUUCUCUACUGCAGUGGUGACGGUACUGUUGAGAGAUGUCAAUGACAACCGACCCAUCUUCUCUCAGAGUCUGUACAACACAAGUCUCAUGGAGAAUGUGGCCAUGGGAACAACUGUUGCGGUUGUCUCAGCAACAGAUGGAGACUUGGGAACCAAUGGACAGAUCAGUUAUAGACUCGAAGGCUCGUCAAGAUUGUUCACCAUCAACACCACUAGUGGAGUUGUUAAGGUAUCAGGAGAUGUGGAUUAUGAGAUGGGACAGGAACAUGAGUUGAGUGUGGAAGCCAGAGACAAUGGAGACCCCAGACGUAGCAAUGUGGUCACACUGCAUGUUGAUGUGAUCAAUGUUGAGGAUGAGGCACCUCAAUUCCCCAUCAGUUUCUACACCACCAGUGUAGAUGAAGGUGCUCCCAGCUCAACGUCAGUGCUGACAGUGUCAGCUACUGACCCUGAUGGAACUGACUCCUUGGUCUACGACAUCAUCCAGUCUUCAAGCAAUGUUGGCAGCUCUUACUUCAGGAUGGACCCAGUCAGCGGAGAGAUCUCCACUACAGGCACUCUGGACAGAGAGACUGUGCCUGUCAUAGACCUUGCAAUCAUUGCUACUGACUCUGCAGGCCACAAUGAUACUGCAAUAGUCCAGAUCACUGUUGGAGACGUGAAUGAUAAUUCUCCUCAGUUCAAUGCCGAGUACUACACAGCCUCACUCAGGGAGAACAGUCCUGUUGGGACCACCAUUGUUCCAUUCUUUGAUGGAAGCAGCACGAGAGUGGAGGCCAGGGAUGCAGAUGGACCGGGUGUGAACUCAGUGGUCAUCUAUGACAAGGAAGGAGAAGACCAGGACAAAUUCUCCAUUGACAAGGACACAGGCGUUGUGACAGUUGCUGCAGGAGCUGUCCUGGACAGAGAGGUUGACCAAACUCUGGAGCUCAUCAUCACUGCUGAGGAUCGUGCCACCUCCCCAAGGAUAUCCCGUAUUACCAUGACAAUCACCCUUGAGGAUGAGAACGACAACAUUCCAUUCUUCAUUCCUCGGUUUGGCUACUCUUUAACUGUACCAGAAGACACAGCAGUGGGGACAGUCCUAACAAUUGCUGAGGCAGUGGAUCCUGACCUGGCAGGCGAUAUCUCCUUCACAGCAGGCACCUCCUCCCCUCCACACAAGCUUUCGUGUUUCUCUAUCAACAGUACAACUGGAGCCAUUACUCUAGAGAGAAGCCUGGACCGCGAACAAGAUCCCUUCAUUUCUCUCAUGAUUAGUGCCCAUGACAGCGGCACACCCAGUCUGGCUGCCAGCACUAUGGUGCAGAUUACAGUCACUGACGUCAAUGACAACCAGCCAGUCUUCUCCCAGGAGACCUAUAUUGCCAUGGUUUCAGAGGCCCACACCAUUGGUGCAUCAGUCAUCGCGGUUGUGGCUGAAGAUCCUGAUUUUGGGACCAGUGGUCAGCUGGAGUACAGUGUAAACAGCAGACAGUUCUCCAUCAACAAAGAUACAGGAGAGCUAACAACAACUGUGGCUCUGGACUAUGAGACUCAGAGACUAUAUGAUGACAUCACCAUCCUGGCAUGUGACAAGGAUCCUCAGAGCAACUGCUCUACUGCCAGUGUGAGAGUUUACGUGAUGGACUUCAACGACAAUUCCCCAUCUUUUGACUUCUCACUGUAUCGCACGGACAUCUGCCACACCCACCCAGUGGGUGAGGUAUUCAUACAGCCUGUUGCCAUUGACAAGGACUCAGGAAUAUACUCUCAAGUGACAUACUCUCUGGAUGAUGAAAGUGGACUGACAUCAAUCUCGCCAGACACCGGGCGAAUGUUCCUUCGUAGAAAUGUGACAUCUGAGGAAAUAGGGUUAGAGUUCACUGCUGUCAUUACAGCUAGGGAUGGGGGAACCCGCAUGCUCUCCUGCUGAUACUGAGGUUGUUGUGCGGGUCCUUGACUGCCACAACUGACCAUUCAGAUUUAUCGUCCCCUUCUUUGAGGGUGAAGUGACAGAAGAGCAGACAGGAAAUAGCGUAACAGUUGUUACUCUCUCUCUGAUUCUUCUCUGUGGAAACCCUAAGUGGUGGAAUCUCGACAGAGCCAGGCCAAGCUCAGGGGUUGUACUUCAGUCCUGAACUACCACAAAACCCAUUCGGUCUCGCUGGUACAGCUCUCACCGUCACCCAGCCUGACCUACUGGAUCGAGAGACACGUGGUUUCUACACAUUGCCAGUUAUUGCUACUGGAAGCAUGGCCUAUGCCACAGUCACAGUCAGAGUGAUGGAUGUGAAUGACAACCGUCCACAGUUACAGCUGCCUGCUCUCUUGUUCACUGUCCCUGAGAAUAUCUCUGAGCCUGUCUACAUCACCACUGCUGUUGCCAAUGACGAUGAUACUGGAAACAAUGCUGAUAUUCAGUUUAGCUUCACCGUUACCAGUGACAACUUUAGCAUCAAUGGGAGUACUGGAGAGGUAACGACGUUGAGGGAACUGGACAGGGAGGAGAUGGACGUGCACCAACUGACAAUUCAGGCAACAGAUGGAAUGUUCUCAGAGGAGGGCACUAUCACAGUGACUGUUGCAGAUGUCAACGACAAUCCCCCAGUGUUUGGACGAGACUCAUACUCAGUGGCGGUGCUUGAAAAUAGACCUCGAGGUACCAGUGUAUUGACUGUGGAGGCCACAGAUGAGGAUUUGGGAGAGAAUGCUACCAUUUCAUUCUCCAUUGCUGAAGGAGAUGAGAGGCUCUUCACUGUCGACUGUAAGUCAGUCCUGCAGCGAAUCACUCAUCGACUAGUCCUUCCUUCAGCCGAGACUGGACUGGUCAGAACAUUGGUUGAACUAGACUUUGAGAGCAACCCUUGGCAUUCGCUGAUCGUUAGAGCUUCUGAUGGUGGAGCUUCUUCUCUGUCAAGCUUUGCGGUGAUCAAUAUAACAGUCAUGGACCUCAAUGACCACAUCCCUACUUUUUUGAAUCCCUUGCCUUCCAUCGAGAUCUCUGAGAGAGUAGACAUAGGGGAGAUUCUGACAGAUUUGAUGUAUCUGAUAGUGACAGCGGUGAUCUUGGUGAAGAUGGAGUCAGAUUUGCCAUUGUUGCAGGUACAAGAUACUGAUCUGUUCUCAGUGGAUAAUGUCACUGGUGUCUUGAAGACGGAGGCCCUCUUGGACAGAGAUGAGGGACCAGAGUGUCAUUUCCUCACCAUCCAGGCAACAGACUCUGCUGGAGACAGCUCACUCUCCAGUGUGACUGAGAUUCAGGUGUGCCUCAUGGACGUAAAUGAUAACUGCCCAAAGUUCAUUCAACCAUCAUUCAGUGGACAGAUACCGGAGAACCAGGUAACUGGCCAGCAGCUGCUGCUAAGAGUGCGGGCCACAGAUGGCGACAGUGGUACCAAUGGAGCCAUUGAGUAUGGCCUGUUGAGGGAUGGUGUAGUGUUUGACAUCGAUCCCACGACUGGAUUCCUCUCUCUCACCUCAUCUCUGGACACAGAGACGACUCCCAGCUACGACCUGGUGGUUGAGGCCUGCGACCGUGGAGCAGGGCCAUGCUGCACCAACACAACCAUCACUGUGAAUGUUAUUGACGUCAACGACAACAGACCUGUGAUCACAAACAUCAAUACAGACUCCUGUAUCGAUGUCGUUGAGUUGUCAGGGAAUGUACAGGAAAUUGGAGAUGUGGUGUUCGCAGUCAACGCCACUGAUAGGGACAGUGGACUGAAUGGAGCAAUUCUCUUUGAAAUUGUUGGCAGCAGCCCCUUCUUUGACAUCUCCUCCAGUGGAGUGAUCACAAUAGCUGGCCAGCUCGACUACGAGACUCAGAACACACACCAGCUGUACAUCAAUGCCUUGGACCAAGGCCAGCCUCUUUCCCUCACGUCUGAGACCAGGAUCCUCUGCAUCAACGUAGUGGACAUCAAUGACAAAAUCCCCUCCUUCCCUGUUACCCAAUAUAACAUGACCCAGAAUGAGGGCACACUGCCUGAAGCAGCCAUUGUGAAUGUCUUUGCAAGAGAUGACGAUUCAGGAGACAAUGCAGCUGUCUUUUACUCCAUCACCAAUGGAAAUACCUCAGUCUUCAGAAUCAAUGAGGAAACUGGUCAAAUGUUUCUGCUGGAGGAGUUAGAUUGUGAGACGACCACUAGUUUCUCUCUCACCAUCACAGCCAACAACUCUCUGAGUACCUGUCCCCUCAGCAGCACAGUCCAGGUCCUUGUAUUGGUGGGUGAUGUGAACGACAACCCUCCAGUCCUCAGCCAAAACAUGUACAACACCACCAUACCUGAGAACGUGGCACUCUCUGAAGAAAUCCUUCGAAUUUACGCCACAGAUGCAGAUAAGACUGCUCCAAAUAACGAGCUGCAGUAUCGUCUUCUGCUGGGAGCUGGCUCUAAUCCAUUCCAUCUGGAUGAUCAGGGGCGGUUGACAGUACAGAAUGCCCUGGACGCAGAGGGUCUAUUCGGACUGCAGUACUCUUUCUCAGUGGAAGUAAGGGACAGUGGAGAGGUGGUUAUGAGAGACUCAGCAAAUGUCGUAAUCUUUGUGGAGGAUGCAAACGAUGAGGCACCGUUUUUCUCUCAGAAUACAUUCUCUGUGUCUGUGAGUGAAAGUGAGGACACUCCGUUCCCUCUCCUGCCUCUCUUCUUCUUUGACGAUGAUGUUGAACCAAGCAACAGGGAGAGUUUCAUUACCAUUGACUCGGUAACCGGCUACCACACUCCGACCAAUAACUUUGUCACCCUCAGAGGGUCUGAUGCAUUCUCUGUGAACGAGAACAACACUCUGGAGCUGCGACGGAGUUUAGACCGUGAAAACAUUUCCUCGUAUGGCGUCACUGUAGCCGUUACCAAUACUGCUGACUGCUAUGAACAAGAUGGUGGUCAGUGCUCUAGUUUUGCUGUUAUUGAGGUGGCAGUGAUAGAUGUGAAUGACAAACUAUCCUAGGUUCAGCUCCAUAUCAUAUUCUGGAGAGGUUAGCGUGACAGCUUCAGUUGAACUCAGUUCUAAGAGUGGACGCCUCAGAUGCAGACACUUGGCAAUUUCGCAGCAGUUCUGCUACAGCAUCACAGAUUCUCUGGAUGGUAGGUCAGAAUGAUGAGGAGGAACACGGAGUUGGUUCCUCGACACACGUGGCUAGCAGUUGUGAAAAUCUUGACGGACAAAUGCUCUCUCACUGACAGUGUUGGCCUCAGACAACCCUGACAGCUCUCCUUCACGUACUAGCACAGCUACUGUCAAUCUGGUCCUUCUCACUGACAUUCCAGAGAAGCAGUGUUCUACUUUAGCUGCGCGGAUGACACAUGUCCAGUCAGAGGCAGAGAUCACCAGGACCAUUGCAAUGUGAGUGACUGAUAUUCAGGUAGAGUAGAGAACUAUGCAGAUCACGCCGAUGACAUCAGGUCCACUUCAUCUUCAGGCGAACUGAUCACCACCCCAACACUGCCCAACAAAAUUUGUGGACUUUGACGAGGUCUUCAGCGAUGACAGAGAGUGGGGAGACAAGGACACCGAGCUGAUCACCAACUGAGCGCCAUUUGCCCAGUGGAAAAGAUCACAGGCCUUGCCAACAUUGUAUGACUACGCAUAUCCAGAUGCUCUGGACACACAGAACAUGUGUCAUCCUGUCCUGUGUGUUCAUUUGUCGGCAGGGCUAUAACCACACUAUCUCUCCAUUCGACAGAGAUGGGUGUACGUUGUACAGUACAAAAAAGGCAAAGAAAGAUUUCUGAAUAAAGGAAAUGCCAGUACUAAUACUAGAACACAUUUUUUGGCGUGAGAAUGCAAAAGUCACAGGUGCAUGUGCGCACAGCAAUGAUUGCAAUUACGUAUGUGUGAUUAGUUAGGACAUUAUGGUGGCAAUGUUGGAUACCACAAAUGGAAAAAAUUUCGCAUUCAGAAACGACGUAGGCUUGUUCCCAAUUAGUGUACUCAAGGUAAGGGUCACCUCUCAAUUAAGGACUCUUUUCACUACAAGUCUCAAUCUCUCUGUUUUUUUGGUUUUUUCCUUCGUUGUAGAGCUCUCCACGACACAAGGAGCAAGUUGCUGGCAGAUGUGUUCUACGGCAGUCCAGGCUCUGCCUCUCUGGUAGAGAAUGUCCACCAUGAGAACUUGCAGCUGGAGGAGCUGGAAGGGAAGACCGGGAACCAGCAGAAUCCGAUGUUCGUCCAGCCGUACGACAACUGGGACGGAAUUGACGCCAGUGGUCCUGAGUCCACGGGAGACAUUAGCAGCAUGAACAGAGACAACCCUCUCUAUGAGUCUCAGGAGAUACGAAUGGAGAUGUUUGCAGAUGUGUCUGAUGAAGAAGAAGGAGACGAGGCGGACGAUGCAGAGCUACUUGCAGCUGCUCUCAAAGAAGACGAAGAACCAGAAGACAACUCAGUGACUGCCAUCUGAGCUGAACUACUUAGCCAUAGCGAUAGACUCUCGUAUUUAGCUAGUUAGAUAGACACAUGUAUAAUCCCUUAUCGAACAGUAUUACUCUAGCCCUUUUUUGUAACAUACCAUGGGAACAGAAACCUUUAUUAUACCCAUUGGACUCUUGCCCUG
Geodia barretti is the source of this 10406-nucleotide messenger RNA. The record is from the annotation of a GenBank genome assembly. Lineage: Eukaryota; Metazoa; Porifera; Demospongiae; Tetractinellida; Geodiidae.